CCAUAUGUUUGGCAAAUCUCACACUUUUUGGUGAUUUAAACGGAAAGGCAUUGAAUUUAGUGUUAAUUUAGUGUAAAAUCAAACAAUUUUCAAAGCGAGUGGUGGACAGGGAGGACAAGGAGUGGACAUAUGGCUCAGGGAAAGUUGAAAGUGAAGGCAAAACUGCCGGCUAAUGCCAAACAGCACUCCGUCCACAGGGGAGUCAAUAGGAUUAGCAAAGCACCCAAGAAGCAGAAGAAUCUGACGACACAGCAGUUGCUGCAGAAAGAGGUGACCAAAAGUAUUCGCAUGAAUAUCGAGGACAUGGCGAGGGCUAAGGCCGACAAAGACGGCAGACAACUGGCCACCACUUCCGCCAACAAGACUAAGGCGUCCGACAAGACUAAGAGUUAGUUGUGUUCACUAUUGUCUACAGUAUGUCAUCAAUACAACCCAUUUCAUAGACAUUUCAAAAUAAAAUAUUAAUUUUAUUAAAUAUAGCAACAAAUGAAUGAC
Oppiella nova is the source of this 495-nucleotide messenger RNA. Lineage: Eukaryota; Metazoa; Arthropoda; Arachnida; Sarcoptiformes; Oppiidae. The record is from the annotation of a GenBank genome assembly.